This is a messenger RNA of Caenorhabditis bovis, 1527 nucleotides long. The record is from the annotation of a GenBank genome assembly. Lineage: Eukaryota; Metazoa; Nematoda; Chromadorea; Rhabditida; Rhabditidae.
AUGACCGCAUUCAAAUUCCCGUGGCAAUACGACUUUCCGCCAUUUUUUACAAUUCAAAAGGCACUUCAAACCAGAGAAAAACAAUUGGAAGCCUGGGCUCGCUUGGUGAUUGAUUAUGCGCAACAUAACAAAAUCUAUACAAUGGAUAUCGCAGAAGCCACGACAAGCGAGUUGUUUUCGAAUCUGAAAUUGAAUAGGCGUUUGUCUUCUGAAGGAAUUGCUACCGUCCUACAAUACUUGGAGCAAAAAAAAUUAAUUGAGUUCACCGACUCGAGCCGAACACGAUUCCACGUCUUCUGGCGUCGUCCGGACGUCUGGGCAUCGACAAUUUAUCAAUGGGCUGUUGAAAACGCCUUCUUGAAUACUCCACUUACUUUAUAUGAGAUUACUCAAGGAGAUGAUACUGUCAAUGAGUCUUUUCAUAACUUGGAACGAGAAAUUCUUAUGAAAGCCUUGAAUAUCCUUGCCGAUCAACGACGUGCUCAGUUAUUGAAUAUCGGAAGCGAAAAUGAGGGCGUGCUGGAAAUAGUGAUGCCGCAUCAACAGAAGUCGAUAAGCAUUGAUGAAAAAGAUGUGCCGUCAUUUUUCCGCUAUGAGGAACGCAUUCAAGAGGGCGACACUGUCAUCGUCUAUGUGACAUACGGACAAACUAUAGCGAUUGAAGUGAAGCGCGGUCAGACGCUUAUGAUGAAAUACGGGGCACUUCGGCAUGAGUUCAUCAUCGGAAAAAAAUGGGGAUCGAAGAUCUCGUCGACGGCAGGAUAUGUGUACGUAUUGAGGCCGUCAUCUGAGCUCUGGACGAGAUCAUUGCCAAGAAGAACUCAAAUUUUGUAUACCGCCGAUUGUUCUCUGAUUUUGCAAUUAUUAGAUGCCAAGCCGGGAGCUGUGAUUUGUGAAUCGGGAACCGGAAGCGGCUCAUUGUCGCACGCCAUCACCAUGUGCAUUGCCCCCAAUGGCCAUUUAUACACCCAUGACAUUGAUGAGAGUCGCACGAAGAAGAUUGAGCAGGAAUUCAAAACCCACGGACUGUCAGAAAUCACGACGGCUGUUGUUCAAAAUGUGUGCACUGACGGCUUCUUUGUGACGAAUGCGUGUGAUGGAGUGUUCCUUGAUGUUCCGGCCCCCUGGGAAGCGAUCAAGUUUGCGGCGAAGGCGAUUUCGUGCACCAGAGGCGGUCGGCUCGUCUCGUUCAGUCCGUGCAUUGAGCAGGUGCAGCGAGCAUGUCAGGCAAUGAAGAAGGAGGGAUUUAUUCAAAUCGAGACAAUUGAGAUUGUGCCGCAAACACAUAAGGUCGUUUCACAGCAUCGCCAAACUCUUGCUGAAUUCGAAGACUCCGGGGACGUUUAUCCAAGAGGUGACGCAUCAUCGAGAAAACGGAAAGCAGAUGGAGAACCACAAGAAAACUCAGAAGCGGUGAAACCACUGAGAAAAGCAACCGCCAUCGUAUUCCCUUAUAAUCAACCGACACAUACUGGAUAUUUAACACAUGCCACGCUGUUGCCUGUUGAUGAAGUUAUAGUAAUUUAA